Lodderomyces pseudojiufengensis is the source of this 2235-nucleotide messenger RNA. It is a transcript of the gene KIS2, whose product is annotated as Kis2p. The record is from RefSeq and is a predicted model, not a curated record. NCBI's taxonomy places the organism in Eukaryota, Fungi, Ascomycota, Pichiomycetes, Serinales, Debaryomycetaceae. Gene Ontology annotation, biological process: signal transduction. The coding region runs from base 1 to 2235 and encodes 744 amino acids. The transcript has a single exon. Gene Ontology annotation, cellular component: nucleus; nucleotide-activated protein kinase complex; cytoplasm. Gene Ontology annotation, molecular function: protein kinase binding.
AUGGGUAAUAACGCGUCAACUAAUAGUCAAUUUGGACAACAUUUAUCAUCACAAUCAAAUAAUUCUAAUCAAACAAAUCAAUCAAUUUCAAAUAAAAAAUUAAAUUCAAAAAACAGUAAUAAUCAAAUUAGAAAAUCAACUGCAGGUAAUAAUCAAAAUAAUUCAUUAGAUGAAGAAUUUAGUGAUUUAAUACUACAUCAAGUUAUUAAUAAACCUAUAAACACUACAAAUGAAGGUGAAGGCAAUAACAAUCAAACAUCUACCAUUCAAUCAAAUUUAAAUCCUAUUCAACCUCAAAAUCUGAAUCAACAAUAUAAUCAAUUUUCAAAUGGUUUAAUAGAAGAUGAAUUUAAUGAAUUAAAUGAAGGAUUAGUAGAAGAAUCUACUUCAUUAUCAAGAAAUAUAUUACCUGAUAAUAAUAAUUAUUUUUAUGAUGAAAAUAAAAAAAUUAAUAAGAAUAUUCCUUCAUCUAAUUCAAAUUCAUCAUCUUCUACUUCACAAUAUCAACAACGAUCUAAUACGAAUGAUGAUCAAAUGGAAUUAGAUGAACCAUUUCCUCAAGAUUCAGAUGAUAUACAAGAAUUUGAAUAUCAAUUAUCUCAAACUCCUACUCCAGAUUUAUCAAAAGUUGAUUUUACUAAAAUAUCAACAUAUCAAAAUCAAUCUACUCAACAACAACAACCUCAAUCUCAAUCUCAGCCACAGCAACAACAACAACAGGAAAAUAAUAAUCAAUAUUUUGCAAAUAGACCACCGCCAACUGCAAGAAUGCUAUCAGCUGCUUCAAUAGCUAGAAGUGGGCAUUCUCCAUCACCUUCACCUAAUUUGGAACAACAACAACAUCAAAAUCAACAAUAUCAACAAAAUCAACAACAACAGCUACAUAGUCAACAUUAUCAUAAUCAACUGUAUCUUAAUAAUUUCAAUCAUAAUAAUAAUCAAAAUCAACAUCGUACAAAACAAUUUAAAAGUAAUAAUCAUAAUGAUAAUUUAUUAAUUCCCAUUGAAAUUAAAUGGGUUAAUACAAAUAGAGAAAAUAUUGGAAAAAUUUCAAUUAUUGGAUCAUUUUCAAAUUGGAGAGAUAUUAUAAAAUUAUCACCAUCGAUAAAUCAUCCGAAUGAAUUUAUAACAACAAUAAAUUUACCAUUAGGAGUUCAUAAAUUAUUAUAUAUAAUAAACAAUGAAUAUAGAGUAAGUGAUCAAUUACCUACUGCUACUGAUCAAGAAGGUAUAUUUUUCAAUUGGUUUGAAGUUAUUGAUGAUACUCAUUUAUUUAAUCAUUCAUUAAAUCAAUCAAAUCAUAUUGGUGCAAGUACUGAUUAUGAUGCAAAUAUUAUAUCAAGUAGAAAUGAUGUGAAUAAUAGCGAUAGUACAAUUGGAGGAUAUAACAACAACAGUAAUACUUAUCAAAAUCAACCAAGAUCAGCGGGUAAAUAUGAAUUUGAAAAAAUUCAAGAAAAAUCAAAUGAAUUAUUACAUAAAAUUUCAAAAGAAUCAAGUUCACAAUUUGAACAUGUUGAAUAUAUUGAUGAUGAAAAUAAUGAAAAUAAUCAAGAUGAUAAUUUAAUGAUUGAUGAAGGAGAAGUUGAAUUAAAACAAAAACAAAUUGAACAACAAAAAUCAGAUAAUUAUCCUUAUCCACAACAUAACCACAACAGAUCAAAUUCUCAACAACAAACUCCAAUUCAAUCAACUCAUCAAUUUCAACCAUAUGAAUUAACUAAAUCAAAUUCUUUUAUAAAACCAAACCAAAAAUUAAAUUAUUCAAAUGAAAUUCCAGAAAUGUUUAUAAAUUACGAUUAUUUUAAAUUAAAACCUGAAGAUUAUGAAUUACCUGAACCACCACAAUUACCACCACAUUUAAAUAAUGUAUUAUUAAAUAAAAUUUCAAAUAAUCAAUCUUCAUCAUCAAAUUCAAACAUUUCAACUUCAAAUUUAUUACAAAAUGGUCCAAUACCUCCUCAACCUAAUAAUCCAACAUCAUCAACAAUAUCGACUAACUCUACUUCCACAACAAAUACAAACUACCUCAAUAAAAGACCACCAUUACGUAGAGCAGAUAGUUCAUAUUAUGCAUCAAAUAAAGAAGCUUAUCAUUUAUCUAUUCCAAAUCAUGUUAUAUUAAAUCAUUUAAUGACAACUUCUAUAAAAAAUGAUGUUUUAACUGUUGCUUGUAUUACAAGAUAUUCUGGUAAAUUCGUUACUCAAAUUAUGCAUUCUCCAGCUGAUAAAUGA